Hypoxylon fragiforme is the source of this 1530-nucleotide messenger RNA. RefSeq lists its product as uncharacterized. The transcript has 3 exons. The record is from RefSeq and is a predicted model, not a curated record. Gene Ontology annotation, molecular function: DNA-binding transcription factor activity, RNA polymerase II-specific; zinc ion binding. Gene Ontology annotation, biological process: regulation of DNA-templated transcription. NCBI's taxonomy places the organism in Eukaryota, Fungi, Ascomycota, Sordariomycetes, Xylariales, Hypoxylaceae. The coding region runs from base 1 to 1530 and encodes 509 amino acids.
AUGGUUGGCGUAGCAAGAUCCCGAAGGUGUGAGCGCUGCAAGCGGAUGAAGACCAAGUGCGAUGAGAAAUGGCCAACUUGCUCACCGUGCCUCCGUGCUGGCGCAUCCUGUUCCGGGCCACCCAACUUGACCAAAUUCAUCCACAACGGCCACCACCACCACACCAUCACUAGCAGUAGCCAAUCUCACGUGGAAAGAGAGACUGAGUCACGGACACUCCUAACAUCCCAACCACCGCGCAACCUCGAGAUCAUCCGGAACCAAGACCUCCCCGGUGGCGCCUCGUUCGGCCACUUCCGCCUCGCGACCAACGAGCCGCGGCGAACCCUAACCACCGUCUCAGAACGCGUGGCCGCGCGUCUGGUUGGGUACCUAGGGACCGAAGCUGCGUCGUGGGACUACCUCGCGUGCGUCGGGUACACCCCUCACCUCCCCGUGCGACUGAGCGAGAGCGCUGCGCUGCGGGACUGCGUGGCCCUCAUGUGUAGCACGUGGCUGAACCAGCGACGGGGGCUCGCGCCCGAGCGGGUGGUGGACCGGACUUUAUACUGCAAGGCGCUGCGGAGUCUGCGGCGCGCGCUGGGCGAUCGUGGGCUGCAGCUGCGGUGCGAGACGCUCGCCGCGGCCACGAUCCUCGAGCGCCUCGAAUUGCUCUUCGACACUGGCACGCCAUAUAACCGCACCCCGCAUGUCUCCGGGAUCGAGACGAUGAUGUUGCGCAAGGGCCCGCCAAAGCUUGGGGAUGAUCUGGAUGUCCAUCUCAUGCUGGAGAAUCACGCGGCGCUGGUAUCUCGUUGGGUUGUCCGAGGUGGUGACAACUUCUACCUCAGCGCCCCCUGGGCAGAAGUAAUCAAGCAGACAUCAUCACUACCGGAACAGACCGCCUCAGAGGAGAAGCGAGAUUGCUACAAGAUAGGCUAUUACUACGGCUUCUGGCCCAGCCUAGUACAUGAGCAUCGGCGUAUUUCGAGCGAGGCAGAUGUCAUCUCACGGGAGGCGCAAGCCCUAGGCUUCCGACACCGAGUAGCGGACCUCUACGAAAAAGCCCAGCGCCUCGGUAAGGAAAUCAUAGAAGCGAAAGGUCGUGCGGGUCGAGUGAUGGAACGGCCAGAUCCCGAAGGCCCGGUGGGCAGCAAGUUCCACUUUGAAAGUUUGGACGCGAUGUCCUUCGUGAUAUCGUACUUGAUGAUAUGUACGAUCAUGAACCGGAUACUCUACCAUACCCUCUCUCUGCUCUGUGAGCUGGACACACAUUUACAGGUAGAGCAUAAAGACUUUUGCCGUCAGUUAUGGAUGUGCAUCCCUUUUAUCAAGAAGCUAGGGAAUAUGACUGGACCUAUGCUUCUCCCGCAGCUGCAAUUGUCCUACGAAGCAGCCAAUGCAGUCGAGAGAGAGUACAUUCUGGAUACAAUAAUUGACUUCAGCAAUAAGAAUCGCAGAUAUACUGGAGACAGGCAGGCAAUGGAGGCUUUGGUGCUCAACUCGGCAAAGGCCAUGACUGGUCGGAGUGCAGUUGCUCUGGCAGUUUAA